Molecule: messenger RNA, 1211 nt
Organism: Gordionus sp. m RMFG-2023
Lineage: Eukaryota; Metazoa; Nematomorpha; Gordioida; Chordodea; Parachordodidae
Product: hypoxanthine-guanine phosphoribosyltransferase-like
Exons: 8
Coding region: 7-741 (244 amino acids)
Biological process (GO): guanine salvage; IMP salvage; purine ribonucleoside salvage
Cellular component (GO): cytosol
Molecular function (GO): hypoxanthine phosphoribosyltransferase activity; magnesium ion binding
Source: RefSeq, a predicted model, not a curated record
UUCAUAAUGAUCGAAAAUAACGUGCAUGCAUUAAAUUUAAAUAAUUUUUAUGGCGACGAAAUAUUUAUUGGAGAAAAAGAUCCAGGAUUUCAAGUGGAAAGUCUUAUCAUACCACAUCACUAUAAAAAGUUAUUGCAACAUGUAAUGAUUCCAUAUGGCCUUGUAAAUGAUCGGAUUGAAAAGUUAGCACUAGAUAUUGUCAAUACCUAUGAAAGUGAGUCACUAAUGCCAAUAUGUGUUCUUAAAGGAUCAUUCCAAUUUUUUAAUAGUCUUAUUCAAAAAAUACAAAUGAUUUCAAGUUUUAGGGCUGUCAGCUUGCCUAUUGCUUUUCAUUUUAUACGUGCAAAAUCGUAUACAGGUAUGGUGAGGGCAAAUAAAAUAGAAAUUACUGGAUUAGAUAAUAUGGAUGAUAUUGAAAAUAAAAACGUUUUAAUAGUUGAAGAUAUUGUAGACUCGGGCAGCACUUUGAACAAAUUGAUGGAAACGUUCAAGUUACACAAACCAAAAAGCAUCAAAGUAGCGAGUUUACUGUACAAACGUAACAUGGCAAAUCAGUACCCAUACAAGCCCGAAUAUAUAGGCUUCAAUAUUCCGAAUAAAUUUGUUGUUGGGUACGGCUUAGAUUAUCAUCAAUAUUUCAGGGAUUUAAAUCACAUAUGCGUGAUAAACGAACUUGGAAUUCAACAGUAUCAAGAAAAAGAUGGCCACAUAUCGAAUGAGAACACAUCCGUAGAGGCCUAAACGUCUCACUAAUAUCUUCUUUUUUUUUAUAAAAUAGAAAAUGAAUUUGUGCAUGAUUUUCUAAAUAAAUAAAUUAUAUCUCAUUUUUAUCAACUAUCAAAUUGUAUAGGUCACAUUUUAAUAUAACUCAUAGGUAGUUUAUUACUUUUUUUGUCACUAUUAAAUAUAUAAUUUUUUUUCACAAUUUACCUUUUCAUUUUAAAGAUAUUUUUAAUUAUCACAUUUUAAAGAAAAUAUGUUUUCAAUUUUUUAUUAGAAUUUUAAAUAGGAUUCUUGAAUAAAUUAUUCGCAUUUCAUUCCUACUUUUUAACAUUACAUUGCUAAUGCGUUUAUUAUAUGACUACGAUAACGCAUAUUUAAAAAAUACUCAUCUCACCUUUUUGCAUUUAUGAUUUUAAAUUACACCUUUUUCACUUUAUAAUUUAUAUCAUUUUUUUGUGACUAUCAAUGAGUAUCUGGUUCCUUAUUCA